Micromonas pusilla CCMP1545 is the source of this 987-nucleotide messenger RNA. Its product is annotated as transcriptional coactivator p15. The coding region runs from base 1 to 987 and encodes 328 amino acids. The record is from RefSeq and is a predicted model, not a curated record. Lineage: Eukaryota; Viridiplantae; Chlorophyta; Mamiellophyceae; Mamiellales; Mamiellaceae. The transcript has a single exon. Gene Ontology annotation, molecular function: transcription coactivator activity; DNA binding. Gene Ontology annotation, biological process: positive regulation of transcription initiation by RNA polymerase II. Gene Ontology annotation, cellular component: transcription regulator complex; nucleus.
AUGGCUUUCGCCGUCGCUGGAGUCGCACCCGCGGUCAGCAUCAUUAGCGCGCUGAUCCUGAAGGCACAGAAAGUGAGCCAAGCGUGCAAGGAAAUUAAGGGGCAAAAAAAACACCUUGAAAGCGACUGCGCAUUCAUUGAAACCCUCUUAGAACGGCUGAACGGCGAGGAACUUCAGACACUCAGGGAACCGAACCAUCGGCUCGUGUUGGAGCUAGACAAAUAUCUCGAUGACACUCGCGAGGUCCUGGGAAAUAUUUCGAGGCACAAAGAACAACGUGGCUGUUUCUCGUGUUGCCGUUCGAGCUGUUGUCGGGCCGAAACUGAUUUGAGUAACAUGAGUGACAUCAAAGAGAGGCUCGCUUCUCACCUACGACUUCUCGGUUUCGACAUUCAACUGGAUGCGAAUAAAGCGUUGGCCAAGGCUUUGCGGGACGGGCAUGCGAUUCAACAGAAGCUAGAUGCCCAGGGCCAACAACUCGACGAGAUCAGAGCAGUACUCGUGGAGGAAAACUCCUCAUCAGUAAACGAGCCCAUGGUCUUUAAGGACCAACCACCCGUGCCAGAGACUCGAGUAUGUGCUCUCUCAAACAACCGCUUUUGCACGGUGAAGACCUAUAAAGAUGAAUCUGUGGUUGAUUUGCACGAGAGCUUCGAGAAGGGAGGUGAAUGGAUAAGGAAGAAGGGGAUCCGUCUCACCCGGGGUGAGUGGGCUGCGCUUUGUGCAGCGAUGGAUGAGGUGACAAAAGCAUGUGAUGUCGUGUCCGAAAACGACAUCGACAUUUGUGAUCUGUCCUCCCUCCGAAAGGCCAAGGUUGGUAGAUAUCGAGGUGAAGUGCGCAUUGCCAUCUUCGACUGGUACCAAGACUCGAAGAGCAAGCAACUGAGACCCUCAAAGACAGGCAUAUCUAUGCCGAUGGAACAGUGGAAGACGUUACAGGCGAAUAGAGCUAAAGUCGACAACGCAUUUCUAGGCGGCGCACAGUAA